Pieris macdunnoughi is the source of this 1629-nucleotide messenger RNA. The record is from the annotation of a GenBank genome assembly. Lineage: Eukaryota; Metazoa; Arthropoda; Insecta; Lepidoptera; Pieridae.
AUGUCCAUGUUCCCGGGAACUGUGGCUUUCGACGAAUAUGGUCGUCCUUUUAUUAUUCUAAGAGACCAAGAAAGCCAAAAACGGAUGACCGGUAUUGAUGCUUUGAAGUCCCAUAUUCAAGCAGCACGUCAAAUCUCGGGGAUCCUCCGAACAUCUUUGGGGCCCCGUGGUCUUGACAAAAUGAUGGUAUCUUCUGAUGGUGAAGUGACAGUCACUAAUGAUGGAGCUACUAUUCUAAAGAUGAUGGAUGUUGAACACCAGAUUGGAAAAUUGAUGGUACAACUAGCUCAGAGUCAGGAUGAUGAGAUUGGUGAUGGUACCACUGGAGUUGUUGUCUUAGCAGGGGCUCUAUUGGAGCAGGCAUCCAACUUGUUAGAUAAGGGUAUUCACCCUAUAAGAAUUGCUGAUGGUUUUGAGUUAGCUGCAGCAACUGCUUUGGCACACCUUGACAGCAUCAGUGAAGCCUUCCCAGUUAGCAAGAACACAAGGGAACAUCUUAUAAAGGUUGCCAUGACAACCCUUGGUAGUAAAGUCGUUGUUAAAUGUCACCGUUUGAUGGCGGAGAUUGCUGUUGAUGCUGUUCUGUCAGUAGCAGACUUAGAGAAGCGUGAUGUCAAUUUCGAACUGAUCAAAGUUGAAGGGAAGGUUGGAGGAAGGAUGGAAGAUUCCAUGCUUGUCCGUGGUGUUGUUAUAGACAAGACUAUGAGCCAUCCACAAAUGCCUAAAGUUCUUAAAGAUGUAAAACUGGCAAUCCUAACCUGUGCAUUUGAACCACCCAAGCCCAAAACCAAGCAUAAGCUCCAAGUUGGCUCAGUUGAAGAAUACAGAGACUUAAGGCAGUAUGAACAUGAGAAGUUUAUUGAAAUGGUUCGCAAAGUUAAGGAUACUGGUGCUACACUGGCCAUCUGCCAAUGGGGCUUUGAUGAUGAAGCAAAUCACCUUCUCCUGGCUGAACAGUUGCCAGCAGUAAGGUGGGUGGGUGGACCAGAGAUGGAGUUAAUAGCUAUCGCAACAGGUGGUCGCAUUGUGCCUAGAUUUGAGGAGUUAUCCCCAGAGAAACUUGGACACUGUGGACUUGUCAGAGAAUUGACUUUUGGCACAACAAAGGAUGAGAUGUUGGUGAUUGAAGAGUGCUCAAACUCUCGCGCUGUAACAGUUUUGGUUCGUGGUGGUAACCGAAUGAUUGUUGAGGAGGCAAAACGCAGUGUGCAUGAUGCAUUGUGCAUUGUUAGAAGUUUGGUUCAGGACUCACGUGUAGUAUAUGGUGGAGGUGCAGCUGAAGUGUCCUGUUCCUUGGCCGUCGCUCGUGAAGCUGAUAAAUUAUCUUCACUUGAUCAGUAUUCCUACAGGGCUUUUGCUGAUGCCUUGGAAGCUAUUCCUAUGGCAUUAGCUGAGAACAGUGGUUUGUCUCCAAUUGAUGCUCUAUCAGAUGUGAAGGCUCGUCAGGCAGCCGAGAACAAUCCAAAUCUUGGAAUUGAUUGCAUGAACAGUGAUUCCAAUGAUAUGAAAGCACUCAAUGUGAUUGAGUCCCUUCACUCUAAGAAGCAACAGAUUGCACUAGCUACCCAACUAGUCAAAAUGAUACUCAAAAUUGAUGAUGUUCGCUCCCCAGCUGAUAAUAUGCAAUAA